This is a messenger RNA of Leptopilina boulardi, 4151 nucleotides long. RefSeq lists its product as uncharacterized. The transcript has 17 exons. Gene Ontology annotation, molecular function: odorant binding; olfactory receptor activity. The record is from RefSeq and is a predicted model, not a curated record. Gene Ontology annotation, biological process: detection of chemical stimulus involved in sensory perception of smell; sensory perception of smell. Gene Ontology annotation, cellular component: plasma membrane. Bases 59 to 4141 code for a protein of 1360 amino acids. NCBI's taxonomy places the organism in Eukaryota, Metazoa, Arthropoda, Insecta, Hymenoptera, Figitidae.
AGCAUAUUUUGAAAUAGUUGGAAUUUCUUUUUGUUUCGCUUUUUUUUUUGUCGGAAAAAUGUAUCGAGCGGAUAUUUCUCUUGUUAUUUUAAAAUAUUGCGGUAUAUGGAGACCAAAAUUUUUUUUAAAAGGAGCACAAUUAUUGUACAAUAUUUUUAGUAUUAUUAUGGUGAUUAAUGUUUAUAUUUUUACAAUUUCAACAUUACUCUAUUUAUUUUUAUCGAAUCCAAAUUUAGAGGAUUUCACUGAAAGUUUAUUUUAUGUACUUGCUUUAUGUACAGCAUGUGUUAAAAUAGCAAUUGUUUUAUUUAAACAUAAUGAAAUAAUAGAAUUGCGAAAUAUGCUUCUCGACAAAAAAUUAUAUCCACAAGAUAAAAUUGAAUAUAAUAUUCAAAACAAGUUUGACAAAAUUGGAAGGAAAAUUACUAUUAUCUUUUUAGCUUUUGCUUCAGUAACAAUAAUACUUAAAGCAACAGCACCAUUGACAAAAGGUUCAAGCGCAAUAUUACCAUAUAAAGCAUGGACACCUUAUAAUCUUGAGAAUAGAAUAAUUUUUUGGUUAACGUAUAUAAUUCAAGCAAUAGGAUCAACAACAGCUGGUCAUAUAACAAUAGCAGUUGAUACAUUUAUAAUGGCAAUGAUGAUUGAACUUUGUGCACAAUUGGAAAUUUUAAUGUAUCGUAUGAAAAAAUAUCCUGAAUUUUGUAUGAAGACAAAAAUUUACAAUGAUGGACAACAAAAGCAAAAAAUUAUACUUGGAAUGUGGAUUCAACAUCACGAGUCAAUUUAUCGUUUUGGAAAUAAUUUAAACAAUAUAUACAAUUUGGCUUUUUUUUGUCAAUUAUGUGCAAGUACAAUUGAUGUAUGCACAAGUACAUAUUUAUUAACAACAGCAAAUGUAACGACAACAAAAUAUUGGACAAUGGUUUUUUCCUUAAGUGGAAUUAUGCUUCAAAUUUGUCUAUAUUGUUGGCCAGGAAAUGUUGUCAUGGAAAAAAGCAAAGCAAUUGGAUAUGCAGUUUAUAGUACAGAUUGGAUUUUAUUGCCAAGUAGCAUAAGAGUAAAUCUCGUUCAUAUAAUAAGAAGAUCAGAAAAACCAAUUAAAUUUACAGCGGUAAAAAUUUUUCCCAUGACCAUUGAAACAUUCACGUCUUCAUUUAAAAUAUUUACAAUAUUUGGCAUAUGGAGACCAAUUAAUUGGUCAUCAUUGAUUGCAGUGUCAAUUUAUAAUAUUUUUACAUUAUCUAUUAUAAUGCUCGUUUAUUCAUUGGAUAUUUCAUUGUUCACAUAUCUAAUAAAACAUUCGUUAAAUGAUAUUGAAAAAUUUGCCGAGAGUUCAUUUUGGUUUCUUGCAAUAUUUAUUGUUUGUGUAAAAAUUGCCAAUAUUUUAUUACGACGAAAUGAUAUUAUAAAUUUAACACAAAUGUUGAAUAGUGAUUGGUUUCGUCCACGUGAUAAUAUUGAAUAUUCAAUACAGAAGAAUUUUGAUUAUACGGGUAGAAGAAAUACAAUUUGUUUUUUGAUUUUGGCUCUUUCAACAUCAUUAACAAUGAAUUUGGGAGAAUUAACAAAGGGAAUAAAGGGACAAAAUGUUUCAUUGCCAUUUAAAGUUUCUUUGCCAUAUGAUAGUGAUUCUUUAUUUUGGUUGACAUAUAUAACACAAAUAAUUGGUUUAACAGCAGCAAGUUGUGUCAAUGUUGCAACUGAAACUUUUAUCACAAUCAUGAUGCUACAGGCAUGUUCCCAAUUGAGGAUAAUUAGUUAUCGUCUUGAAAAAUUACCUCAAUUACACAAAAAUAAUAAUUAUUAUAACAAUUAUAAUAUCAAUAAUAAUAAAAAUAAUAAUAUUAAUGAUAAUGAUAAUGAUAACAACAACAAUAAUAAUAAUAACAAUAAUAAUAAUAAUAAUAUUAAUGAUAAUAAUAAUAAUAAAAAUAAUAAUUUUUAUUUAAAUUACAAUAAUAAUCGAAAUCAAAAUUUAUGCUCCGUUGGAAUUAAUGAAUCAAGAAUUCUGAAAGAAUGUAUAAGGCAUCAUAAUUAUCUAUAUUUAUUCUGCGAAAAAUUGAAUGAUAUUUUUAGUUUUAUGCUUCUUAUUCAAUUUGGUGGAACCAUUGUCGAUAUAUGUACAAAUAUAUAUAAAUUAUCAAAAGUAAAUAUAAUUAAUGCACAAACAUUAGUUGAAGUUAUAUUGUUACCAAGUAUAUUAGUGCAAAUUUACAUGUAUUCCUAUUAUGGCAAUGAACUAAAGCUAAAAAGUUUGGAAGUGGCUGAACAUGCUUAUAUGAUAGAGUGGACUGCAUUGACAAAUAAAACAAAAAAAGGUCUUUUAUUAAUAAUUGCACGUGCUAGAAGACCAAUAAUAAUAUCUGGUGGUUCAAUGAUAGCCAUGUCACUUGAUACUUUUGUUAAUAAAAUAAAUGGAACAAUAAUGUUUCUUGUAUUGGGUGGUACGACAAUAAUUUUAAAAGCAACGGGACCAUUGAUUAAUGAUAACAAUAAAAUGUUACCUUAUAAAGCAUGGAUGCCUGAUAAAUUUGAAGAAAAUUUAUCAUUUUCGAUGAUAUAUGGACUUCAAGCUAUUGGUUCAUUUGGUGCUGGACAGGCAUCAAUAGCUAUUGAUACAUUUGCAAUGACAAUGAUGUUGCAACUUUGUUCACAAUUGGAAAUAUUAAUGCAUCGUAUUAAAAAAUAUCCUUAUCAUACAUUGGAAAGAAAGAUUUACAAUAAUUUUUCACAAAGAGAAAAAAAUAUUGGCAUUUGGGUACAACAUCAUCAAACCAUGUUUAUAUUUGGAGAAAAAUUAAACGACAUUUAUUGGUUUGUAUUUCUCUUUCAAGUUUUGGUAACAACAGCGGAUGUUUGUACAAGUUCUUAUUUAUUGGCAACAAUAAAAGUAACUUCUGAACAAUAUUGGACAAUGAUUUUUUCACUAAUGAGCAUUCUAUUUCAAAUAUCAAUAUAUUGUUGGCAUGGAAGUAUGGUAAUCGAAAAGAGCAAAGAUAUUGGCAAUGCAGUAUACAUGUCAAAUUGGAUUCUAUUGUCAAAUAAUUCGAGAGAAAAUUUAAUACAAAUAAUUAGACGUUCUACAAAACCAAUAAUUUUGAAUGCCGGAUGGUUUGCUCCAAUGUCUAUUGAAACUUUUUCAACGAAACAUGAUAAUAUUGAAGAAUUAUCGCAGAGUUUAUUUUAUUCAUCAACUGUUUUAAUGACAUUAAUAAAAAUGAUAAUUCUUAUUAAAAGACGUGAUAUAUUUAGAAAAACACAAAAAAUGCUUAUGUCUGAAAUUUGUCGACCUCGUGAUUUUUGUGAAAUUGAAAUUUUACAUAAUUAUUCAUUAAAAGGAAGGAAAUUUUCCAUUUGUCAUUUGAUAGUGGUUUAUGUAGCGGGAACAAUGGUUUUAUCAUUGCCAUUAAUAACAAUGUCAAAAAAAUUAAUUCUUCCAAUUCCUUAUUGGAUACCAUUUUCUCUUGAAACAAAAUUUGUUUAUUUUUUAUCAUAUCUUCAAGAAAUAAUUGGUGUCAUUAUAAUUGUUAAUAUUAAUGGAGGAAUGGAAACAUUGGCAUUGUCAAUUUUAUUACAAAUAUGUGGCCAAUUGGAAAUUUUAAUAUAUCGUUUGAAUUCACUUUCAAAAUUAACAAAAAAUAAUGAAAAUAAUAAUAAUAAUAAUGUUAAAUAUUAUCAAGAAGCUGAAAUUACUAAGGAUUGUAUAAAAAGUCAUCUUUAUUUACAUGCAAUUGGUGAAAAUAUAAAUAAACAAUUUGGAAUUUUGAUUUUUAUGCAAUUUUUUGCAUCAAUGAUACUUUUGUGUAUUAUUAUUUAUAAUGUAUCAAAAAUGAGUUUAACCAAUCAUCAAAGUUGGUUAAUGAUAUGUUUUGCGGGCAGUUAUACAUUACAAAUUUUUAUCUAUUGCUAUUUUGGACAACAAGUGACCGAAAAGAGCACAGAAAUUGGAACAGCUACAUAUUUUAUAAAUUGGAAUUCAUUAACACUAAACACAAAAAAAAGUCUUAUAAUUAUAAUGAUGCGAUCUGUUCGACCAAUUAAAUUAACUGCUUCAUCAAUUAUUGUCAUGUCAUUGGAAACUUUUAUGAAAAUAAUGAAAACAUCUUAUUCGGCUUAUAAUUUGUUGAAAAAUAAUUAAUUAUAUACGU